Messenger RNA from Cuscuta europaea, 1569 nucleotides. Lineage: Eukaryota; Viridiplantae; Streptophyta; Magnoliopsida; Solanales; Convolvulaceae. The record is from the annotation of a GenBank genome assembly.
GCCAAAAGCCUUAGAAGUGUCUGCCCCUUAUACUCUUCGCCGCUAAUCUUCACCGCGACUCUUAGCCGGCUCACGAUUCAGCUUCUUCUUCCACCUUUUCAUUAUCAAACCAGUCAAUUGUUUCAGUCGAUAUGUUCCGCCGUUUUGGAUGCCGAAUCCCUGAGGAGACUAGACGACACUGUUCCUAUUCUGAUGUGUAAUCUGGAAAAGAUACUUCCCCCAUCAUUUUUUGAUCUAAUGGAACAUCUUCUAAUACAUCUUCCGUAUGAAGCUUUGAAUGGAGGGCCCGUCUUCUAUCGUUGGAUGUACAGAUUUGAAAGAUUUCUGGGAGAUUUGAAAAAGAAAGCGACCAACAAGCUAGGCACACAUUGAGGCUUCAAUUUGUCAAGCAUAUAUUCAACAAGAAACCUCAACGUUUCAUCUUUUUAUUUUGAGCGUGAAGUCAUCAGUAAAAGAAAGAAACCUGCUCGGAACGAUGACAUUGGCGAGGAUUCAUAUGAUAAAGUAGUUUCUAUUUUCAACUACCCAGGUAGAGGUAAAGGAGCUGCGACUUACCGUUACAUCGUGGGCGGAGAAAUGAAAAUUGCACAUACUUACAUCCUCAUGAAUUGUCCAGAAAUCUUACCAUUUUAUAAUGAAUUUAGAGCAUCUUUAUCAGCAUUUCUUGAUGAUGCAAUUGAUGCAAUGGUGGACUCUGACUUUGCAUUAUGGUACCAACAGCAGAUCAGGUACCGUGGGAUUAACGACCCUCUGUUAGUAUCAUUAUCGUGGGGUCCUUCUUCCUAUGCAAAGGUUUGGCAUUCAUAUGUGAUAAACGGUUAUACGUAUCACACAGUCGAAUAUGGAGAAGGUCGACCAACAAUGAACAGCGAGUUAUGUGUCCCGACCAUCGGUUCUCAUAACUCGGAAACCAAUUUUUUUGGUUUCUUGCAUGAGAUUCUCGAACUUCAAAUGCCUUCUGGUUUGCAAGAAUUAACAUGCGUGUUGUUUCGCUGCACAUGGGUCGACCCUACACGUGGUGUGAGAAAAAAUUCAAAGUAUAAUAUAAUUGACGUCAACCACUCUCGUGUGUAUCAGAAAAAUGAGUCAUUUAUACUCGCUCAACAAGCAGCCCAGGUUUAUUAUGCAGAGUAUCCUUCAACGAGGCGCACACGGAAUCCUUGGGUGUGUGCCAUUAAUAUCCGUCCGAGCAAAAUUGUAACACAGGCUCAACACAAGGAUAUUGACUUUGAUGCUUUUCAGCAAGAUUUUUUUCAACCUCCGCCUCUUGCUGACACGGUCAACCAUAACAUUCAGUUAAGUGACCCAAAUGGCGGAGAUGUUGAAGUUAUGCCUGAAACACACCUUCCGCCCCCUUACCUCAAAAUGAGCGCGAAAUUGAAGAAUUAUAUAUAUAACAACUGCACGAUGACCAGGAGGAAGAAGAAGAAUGGAUAUAUGAUGAUGAAGAUACAGAAGAAGAAGUUGGCUAUCAAGAAAAUACUGAUUCUGAUAGCGAUUAAAUGUAUAGUUAACAACCAAUGUAAUUACUUUUAAUUGAACUAUUUUAAUUUGAAUUUUUAAUUUUCU